AUGACUGUCGAUCAAAGCUUAGUCAAAUGGAUCAACUCAUUUGACGGCCUUUCAGAGCAUUGUGACUCUUACAAAGACUUGGCCGAUGGUGUAUUGCUAUACGAGAUCUGUCAUCAAAUAUCUACGAAACACUUUGAUUCAACAUUGAUACCGCGAUCGGAUUCCAAGGAUAAUUGGGUACUGAGGACAGAGAAUGUUAAUACUUUGUUGGCAUCAUUGGACUCAUACUUUAGUGUUGAGCUGGGUCUGACAGGCCAGACAACACAUCUUAAUAUUGAUUCAUUGGCCAGGGAUCUAAAUCGCGAGGAGAUCAUCAAGUUGAUCGAGUUGAUCAUUGGUGUCGUGGUGGAAUGCGAGAACAAAGGCGAAUACAUUGGCAAGAUGCAGGAUCUUGACCCAGAGGUGCAGAACGACCUGAUGGUGAUCAUCGAGCGAAUCAUGACUGACCAUCAACAACAGAUGUCUGAGAACAGACGCGCUUCAUUCGAUGCUGGCGAGGAGCCAAUCGAUGUGUACUCCAGGUCAGUGUCCAGUCCAAACGUCAAGGACACAUUGUCUCAGAUUGAGUCACAGAUCACUCAACUCCAAAAGGAGAAGUCUGAGCUGCAGGUUGAGAUUGAGGAGCUGACCAUCACCGUGACACAGGGCGAGCAGGACAAGAAGGGCUGGGAGAAGGAGAAGGAGAACCUGCUGGAGGUGUGCUCCAAUCUGCAGCAGUCACUCGAGUAUGCGCAGAAGCGUCUGGACGAUCAGAAGCAACAGUCGUCACUCAACAUGAUGAGCGACCUACGCGUCAAGGAGGAGAUCAACAACCUGCAGCAAAAGAUCGAGGACAAGGAGAAGCAGGUGUUUGAGCUGAGGAAGAAGGUGGACGAGAGCGCCAAGCAGGCCAACGAGAACAGGGACCUGAGGGACGAGAUCGACAUCCUGCGCGAGAAGGUGCAGAACGCCGAAGCCACCGAGGACAAGCUCAGGAAGUAUCAACACAAGGUGGAGGAGAUUGCCGAGCUAAAGCGACAGAUGAAGACGCUGGAGGAGAACAACGACAACUAUCUCAAUCAGAUUCUCGACCUCGAGGAGCAGGUUCGCAAGAGCAGCUCAUUCAAGACACAGCUUGAGACCACCAAGCAGCAGUUGAUGUCGCUCAAGAUCGACAACACCAAGCUGGAGAUGUCACUCAAGUCAAUCACAGAGGAUCGCGAUCGUCUCCAACUCACCCUUUCACAACUCGAGCAGGAUCACUCCUCUCUCAGCGGACAGAUCGAUAGUCAGCGCAUAAAGAUUGAGCAAUUACAGCAGGAUAGUGAUUCAAAGUUGUUGGAGUCUACAUCAUCACCAUUUGCAUCUGGUGGAGGACUGGACCAGGUUAUGGACUCUGCCACAAAGGAACGUCUUGCAAGAUUGGAGAGAGAGAACAAGAGAUUUAAAGAGUCGAUUGACAAGUUACCAGAGCUUGAGACACAAUUGGAAGAAGCCAACGCUGCAAAGGAGGAGUUGACAAAGCAGUUGGCAUUGAUGCAAUCAGCUUCGAGCCCAACACAACAACAACAUCAUCAAUCAUCUAUUGUCAUUCAAGAACUUAAUCAGAAGAUAUUGGACAUGAAUAACAACACUCAAUUGAAGAGCCAGGAGGUGGAGAAGAUGAAGGUCAAUGUUGAGACUGCAAACACAUCGCUGCUGGAGAAGAACAAGCAACUGGAAGCGUCAGCCAAGCAGGUGGACGAGCUACGAGCACAGCUCGUCGAUUUGUACAACAAGCAGUCGACGUCCACAAUGGACGCUGCGUCAAAGGAGACGAUCGCCAACUUGGUCCAGGAGAAGGACAAGCUGGAGGGCUACCUCAGAGCCGCCAGGAAGAUGAUCAAGGGCCUGCGCGAGAAGGAGAAGGAAGGCGAGGGCAAGGAGGCCAAGAUGCUGGUCAAGGAAGAACAUAUCGCACAGCUGGAGAACACGAUCAAGUUGAAGGACGAGCGUCUGGAGAGCUUUGCCAAGCAGAUCAAGGAGGCCAAGGAGGCUCAGCAGCGUGAGCUGAACCUGAUGCUGACGGCAUUCUUGAAUAUAGGCUUGGAGGUUGAGACACUAAAGGUUAAGAAUGAUCAUUCCAAGGAGCCAAGAGCAUUCUUGAACAAGAAGCGAGCAGAUGGUUGGACACUUCAAGAUAAAUAG
This is a messenger RNA of Acytostelium subglobosum LB1, 2166 nucleotides long. RefSeq lists its product as hypothetical. Gene Ontology annotation, molecular function: dynein light intermediate chain binding; microtubule binding. The transcript has 6 exons. Lineage: Eukaryota; Evosea; Eumycetozoa; Acytosteliales; Acytosteliaceae. The record is from RefSeq and is a predicted model, not a curated record. Gene Ontology annotation, biological process: cytoskeleton-dependent intracellular transport; cytoplasmic microtubule organization. The coding region runs from base 1 to 2166 and encodes 721 amino acids. Gene Ontology annotation, cellular component: centrosome; cytoplasm.